AUGUCAGCAUUCUCGCCGUCUGCGAAUAGCAGCUCUCAUCAUCACAGUCAUAGCCAUAAUGGAUCAACACCACACCAUAAUAUCUACACCAGAAUUAGUGAUGCUACCGAUAUCGAAAUGGGAUGCACUUCACCGUCGAAGGGUCACAGAUUCAUCGAUUCAUUCCGUGAAAGGAUGACAUUCAGACGUCGUCGAGAUUCAGCCAAUACAUCAAGCUUCGAGGCGGAAAUGUUAGAAGAAGAUUUGGGUUUUCCACCAGCCUAUAGUAACGCUCCACCAGGAGUGCAAUACGGCCAGUCGGUACCAUCAGAUGCGGCAUUCUUCAACAUUGAUUUCCGUAGUCGUUCACGUUCGGACGCCACUCCAAUAUCGACGCAUAAAAUG
Molecule: messenger RNA, 384 nt
Organism: Anisakis simplex (herring worm)
Lineage: Eukaryota; Metazoa; Nematoda; Chromadorea; Rhabditida; Anisakidae
Source: the annotation of a GenBank genome assembly